CCACUUUGGGGAUCUCACUACAUACAGAUUAUAGAGCCACCACUGAAGGGAGCUCACUACAUACAGAUUAUACAGCCACCACUAGAGGAAGCUCACUCCAUACAGAUUAUAAAGCCUCCAGUAGAGGGAGCUCACUACAUACAGAUUAUACAGACACCACUAGAGGAAGCUCACUGCAUACAGAUUAUACAGCCACCACUAGGAGGAGCUCACUGCAUACAGAUUAUACAGCCACCACUAGAGGGAGCUCACUGCAUACAGAUUAUACAGCCACCACUAGAGGGAGCUAACUACAUAUAGAUUAUACAGCCACCACAAGACGGAACUCAUUCCAUACAGAUUAUACCAUUACCACUAGAGAGAGUUUACUGUAGACAGAUUAUACAGCCACCCCUAGAGGAAGCUCACUACUUACAGAUUAUACAGCCACCACUAGAGGAAGCUCACUACUUACAGAUUAUACAGCCACCACUAGAGGAAGCUCACUACUUACAGAUUAUACAGUCACUACUAGAGGGAGUUCUCUGCAUACAGAUAAUACAGCCGCCACUAGUGGGAGCUCACUACAUGCAGAUUAUACAGCCACCACUAGAGGGAGCUCUGUACAUACGGAUUUGUAGUGCUUAUUGAGAGGUAAAAACAUUUAUGCACUCAGUGUCCAUCCCCUAUUGUUGUCUGUAGCCUUUGAGAAUGAUUUUAUAUAAGAGACGCAUCCCCUAGAGAGAGUAGAGAGGCCUAAUUCUCACAUGAAGUAAAGUUCCAUUAUAUUGUCCAGUAAAGCCCCAGCUGCUCUGAUACCGGCAGUUAAACACCCUAAAGGGUUACUGACAUAGCCUUUGUUAAUAAUCUGUCUCAUUUGCUUUAUUUCAUAAGCCAUGUCUUCGCAGCUGUCCUCAUAAAGGUCCUUUCUAGUGUGGAGUGAGUCGAAGCAUCUGAAGUGGAAUUCGAUCCGAAGUUUAAGAAAAAUUUGAUUCACCACGAAUCCGAAUUUCCUUGCACUUUGUGGUAAGAAAUCAGUUUUUCUUAAAAUGGCAGCUGCACAUGUUGCAAAUUCAAAGUAAGAAGCCAAGGGAACAAGGGAGCACCCAUAAUGCCAUGCAACCAGCUAAUCAGCAGAUAGCCAUCCCCUGUGAUGUCACAACUCUAUAAAACCCUCAUACACGGAGGUGUCCAUCAUUUCACUGUGAGAUGAGCAUAGGGAGAGAAGUGACUGUCACGAAUAGUGGGGAGGGGAGGAACACCAAAAUAACAACAGAAGGGAAAAGACAAAGAACUAGGCCUCAAGGCAAGGUAGAGGGGAACGGACACCUCCUAAGAAAACCCUAAACCUAGCCCUGACUCCUGUCAGUAUGUAUAGACCCUGAAGGUGGGAAGAUACAUACGCCGGAACGUAAACCCUAGGAGCCCUGAACAUGCCCUAGUGACAGGGAAUGAGACAACUGGUUCCUUCCCAGGUGAAUGAACCAGCGUCUCCCUGAGGCCUAGUAACAACAAGACAAGGGAAAAACCAAAUACAAAGAGCAGUACAACUUAUCUUAUAGAAAAUGGAUGAGCAGGAACACAGGAAGGUCCACACACCAACUCUUUCAAAUCCAAGUAGAGAAUAUUAACCGCAUGGAUUGAGGUGAGAGACUAAACUAAAUAGGGAAUGCAGUAAUAACCACCAACUGCACCUGACAAGAGGUGUGGUCAUUACCAAACAACAACACUGAGAAUCAAGACACUGUCAGUUAACCCCACGUGCAGCCAGUCUCCCAGAUCUUCUAACUUCUGACACGGGAGGUACCGUGACAGUACCCUCCCCCCUCUUCUACGAGUGACCACCAGACACCCAGGACCAUCCUUAUUCGGAUUCUCCCUGUGAAAGGCUUUCACAAGGCAACUGGCAUUAACGUCAGCCGCUUGAACCCACAUUCUCUCCUCUGGACUGUAACACCUCCAGUGAACAAGAUACUACAGGGAUCUAAGGAGAAUUCGGGAGUUCACUAUCUUGGCGAUUUGAAAUUCCAGAUUACAGUCCACAAUGACAGGAGGGGGUGGCAGGGAGGACGGUUCAGCAAGUUCGUCAUAUCUCUUCAGUAAUUAUUUUUGGAAAACAUUAUGAAUCUUUAAAGGGGUUGUCUCACCUCGGUCUUUCCUGGAUGCCGCACUCCUCUCAGGGCCUCGAUUUCUAGCUUGCUGGGGGCGGUGUUGAUAUGUUUGAUUGAUCCAAGUAGAGAAUAUCAACCGCAUAGAUUAAAGUGCGAGACCAAAAUAAAUAGGGAAUGCAGUAAUGACCACCAGCUGCACCUGACAAGAGGUGUGGUCAUUACCAAACAACAACACUGAGAAUCAAGAGACUGUCAGUUAACCCCACAUGCAGAUCAGAAAAAAUGAUGUUCAUAAAUGAUCACUCGCAUGAAUCAUAAGAAGUAGUGAAUAGUGACCUGGAUUAUUUAAGAGUUAACUUUUACAUGUGAUACAAUAUAAAAUAAUUGAGAUAUAUCCCUCAAAAUAUACUAGAGGCUGAGUACACAAUACAGUUUUCCUCUGUCCCACACUCAGGGGGACUCUUUUGGAAACAAAAACAACUGUGUCUACACUUGUACAAUCAGUGUCGGACACUAGGAGGUAACAAGAGCUGGUAUGCACUAGUACAUAAAGUGCACAAAAACAAGGUAGUAGCAAUCAAUGUAUACUGACACCUUAUGUGCACAAUUCAAGCAAUAAUGCAGACAAGAGCAUAUAGCAGUGUGUACAUAAUGCACAAUGACAUACAACAAAACAACAGAAAACAUGCAAUGAUUAGGUGUAAAAAGAAAAAAACGUGCAUGCAGCCGGUCUCCCAGAUCUUCUAACCUCUGACACGGGAGGUACCGUGACAGUGAGAAGCGCACGAUGACCCCUUCAGUGUAGCGCACGUACAGCCCUGGGCAUCUACAGGUAUCACAUGCCUCUUAUUGCUGAACUUCAUGUUGGACGCGGACCUACUGGGGUCAGAUAACUACUUAGCAUGGAGGAACCUUGUUGGUUAUCCGAAUGAACCACACAAAUCACUCCACCAACUCGACCCAAAUUCAUCGUAGCUUAUACGUUCUUUUAGUGCAAAAAAUUAGUCUGCAUUUUUAUUGUAAUGGUAGGAACUAGGCUGGUUUACCAGAUAAUCGCUCCACUAUCUGGACCCAAAUUCAUCAUUCCUAGCUACCACAUUCUGACAGCCACAACAAAUUGUAAACAAAUUCUACAUCACUGCGCAGUGCAACGUAAUUUUAGCCCAUGUGGAUCCCUCUAUAAAGUCCAGGAUCCCUCCAUACUAUGAGCCUAAUGGCAUUUUGCUUUCAAAAGGUAUUAUGGUUAAUCUCAGAUGGGCUGAGCAUGGCGGAUGGAUCAGAUACGGCCGCAGGAUUAUUGCCAUAACGGACAGGAGGCUGAAAAUUAGUAGCUGCCAUAUGAUAUGUUAGCCAAACUGGGGAUGCUGCUGUUAUGGUGUAACGGCAUCUGAAGGCAUAAAAGUCCACAACUGCCAUUACCGCAGGUCACGGACAUUAGUGCCCGGUGUCUGCUCUUUAGAACAGCAGACAUCCGGAGACCAUGACGACCUCUAAACGGGCCAUUUUUAAAUGCCCAGAGGUUAGAAAGAGUUAACUUUCAAGCCUUCGCACUGAGAGGCCUGGGUAUACCUGAUUUAUAGCGUUUCGUGACAAAUUCAUUAGUAACAAAUAGAAUUUUUGGCGAAUCGGCUGAAUCGAGUUUUUCAAAACUUUGCUCACCUCUAUUCCUUUCCAUAAGACGGCCGCUGAUGGAGAGUCAUGUGACCAGACACAUCACUCAGCUUCCCCGACUCAAACACACUGCCCCUGCACUAAGCCUGCAACAGUGCAAGUGAAAAUGGCAGAGACAGUGCGUUUAGACUGGAAUAUACCCUAUGAAAUAUAGAAAAUGGCGCAGAAUAUCAACAAAAGCUAUAUUAGUGAGUGCCGUAUAGUCAUCUGACAAACACAUUGGGUAACAGUAACCAGAAAGUGGACAACCCCUUUAAAGGGUCAAUAGUAGAUGUAGCAUCCACAGGGUUUGUCAGAAUAAGGGAGGGAGCCCCCGUGUCAGCCCACUGGCACGCCCUGACGGCUGCAGGGAAGAUGAUGUCAUUUUGUUGCCUGGUAACUAACAAAUAUUAUGUGGGGAUUUCCAAGUUUUUUACAAGAAAAGUAGGAAAGACUUAAAGGAAGUCACAUGACUUCAAAGAAGUGACAGGCUCAUUCACCCAGUGGACCUCUCAAUGAGAUACAAACUCUCCAGCAUGAGGCCAACCAUGUUCCUCCUUGUACUACUACUCCUAACCUGUGCUGCAGUCAUCCAAAGAAAAGCAAACUAAUAUGGCGGCUGUACAGUGUUGAGGGUUCAUGGCUUCUGUAUGUGGGUCCGGUGCGCUUCCAGGGAUCUGUGUGUAAUCUGUGGAACCUCUCUACUGUAUAUGGGACUCAACUUAAUUGCAAAAUGUUCUUUCUGUAUAAGCUUUGUCUCUAAGAUCUGUUAUAUUAGCGUUAGAUGAAAUGUCAGGGGACCGCCAUGGGGUCCAACAUUACCCCUGUGUUAAUAAAAGCCAAUAUCACCAAACUCAUUCCUCUAUAUCACAACAUGGCCUGAUAAAACAUGUCCUGAGGGGGUGUGAAAGCUCAGCAGAUGAGGUUUAUGGUUAUUUACAUUACUACAAUAUCACCAAAUACUGUGAAGAUAAGUAACUAAAUGUCAGCCAUGUAUACGGCAUACAUAACUCAUGCUGUCCUCAUGGUCUAGAAGAUUGUAAGCUCGUUUUGGGCAGGCCUCUAUUUCCUUUGUAUAUUUUCUUUACAUUCUUUGCCUUUUCCUGUUUAUACUGUAUUAGAGCUUGUAUUUGGAACUUGACGGCUAUGUAAGGCGCAGUGCUGCACAAUAUGGUGGUGAUAUAUGAAUAAAGGAUGAUCAUCUCAGUUAUCUGCCUUCAAGAAUGGCCUACUGCUGUACAGAGGUCUUCUCAGCUAUUGUACUACAAGUCUCAGAAUGUCAGAAUUCCUUGGAUGCUCCAAAUCACUACAAGUUAUCCACAAAUAAAAUGUCUGCGCCUUAUUGUUAGAGUAUGAAGAAGAGAAAAUGAUGAUGCCUGAGGGGUGUGAUGGUAUGAGUGAUGUUGGCCUAAUGACUCACUCAUUCCUUUACAUCACAACAUGGCCUGAUAGGACACGACAUUAGGGGGUGUGAAAUCUCAGCAGAUGACGUUUAUGCUAAUUUACAUUACUAAGGCUGUUUCAUCAGACCUUCCAUCACCCCCUCACUGACUGCUUCCAAGAUGAAGACCUCCAUGUUCCUGCCUGUACUAUUACUCAGUAAUGUUGUUGCUGCAGGAAAUGCUGAGAUCCUGAAAUACGCUGCUGUUGGGUCAUCAUUCACUUUUCCACCAGUAAACAUUUCUCCUGGAUAUCUAUAUGAUUUGAGAACGAAAGACAGCCAAACACUUAUAGCCACCUAUCAUGACUCUGGGAAUGUGAGGCCAUCGUAUAAUCAACGGGGUAACUUCUCAAAAAAUGGGACUGAGCUGAAGUUUAAGCUAGGAAACCUGACCAAAGAAGACAGCAAGACCUAUGAGCAAGUGGUGAACAUGAAGGUUGUGGCUCAGAUACAUCUCAUUGUGAUUGAACCAGUGACUAAGACAACCCUCCGGAAAGUGAAUAUAACCAUAGAUGGCAGCCAAUGUCAUGUCCACCUAGAGUGCAGCGCCCAGGGAGCAGAUCUCCUCAAUGUGAGAUUUCAUAAAAAUGGAGAAGAGAUCACUGGGAACAUCACCAGGAUGGGCAAUUCCAGCUUCUUGAUUAUUGACCCCUUGGAUCCAUGGUCUCCUAGGACCUACACCUGUGAAGCAUGGAACCCUGUAGGAAAUGAGACGUCUCCAGAGAUUCUAUUACCGUCUACUGACAAUGAUAAGUGCAAGAAUGCAACAUGGAACCCUCGAAACUCGAGUGUCAUCAGUAUCAUCAUAGUUGUCGUCCUUUGUAUCAUCAUCAUCAUCAUCAUUACUGCUUUCAUACUUUACAGGAAAUGUCAACACACAAGUGGAGAGAAAACGAACCCCAGCGUGCGCGGAGAUGAGGAGUCUGCUGAGCCAACACCUGAGACAUCACCACUAAUCAGAAAGAAAACAUCUGAAGAGCAAAAAAGUGAAGAUUCCUCCUGUAUAGUACCUGAUCCAGAAGAACAUGGAGACAUGACCAUGGGCAAUGGCCAGGGGGGGCCAACAGCCGAGAAUAUCCAAAACAGUUCAGAUCCCGGUCAUUGUGGACAAAAAGAUAAAUCCAGCGUGGAAUUAAAACCCCUUGUCUCGGUCCCCGACGGUGGUCAAGAAGCAAUUGGAUGAUGUAUAUAGUUUUCAAGUGUUAGCAUGUGAUACAUUUCUAUAUUAUACCUGGUUGGUGUCUAAAAUGGACCAUGGCAGUAAACAAUACUUACAUGGAGAACUUCUGUGGGGAAGCUGAUGUCCAAAACUAAAGGGCACAUGUCUGAAGACCUCAAACAGAUAGAGGUGCCUACAUACCCGGGACUCAGUGACUACAAAGCGGACAUUGACCCAAGAAUUAGGAUGGAGGAAGGGAUGAAGACAAGUUAAGAUUAGGCUCAGGUCACACGGGUGUCAUGAUAUCCAUUUUUAUAGGUGAUGAUGGAUCUUUUCAGCUUCUAACAGAUCAUGAUGGAUCUAAUUGACUUCAAAUACAGUACGUCUAUUAGGUCUCUAUUGACGAGUUACAUUAUUCCAGACAUCAAAAUCCAAGUGAAACCUGACGGGAAAGAACAGGAUUAGGACAAGUCACGUCCACCGUAACAGUAUAAAUGGACACCUUGUAAAUACUGCAUUUCUGACGGAUUAUUGUAGCUUCUUCCCUCUCUGUCUCAGUAAAACUGUUGUGUCUCUAAUGAGGACAAGUGUCAUUUAUUGUCAUAAACACGUAAGGAGACAAGUUCUGAUUGUCUGUAUCUUCAUUCUGCACCUGCACACAAAGCUAUUCACAUGGCGCAGAAGUUACUGCUCUCCGUUUAAAACUAGAAAAUGAAAGAGAAGAUUGUCAUGAUUUGGCAUGGGGCUGACCGCG
Bufo gargarizans (Asiatic toad) is the source of this 7094-nucleotide messenger RNA. RefSeq names its product carcinoembryonic antigen-related cell adhesion molecule 21-like. The record is from RefSeq and is a predicted model, not a curated record. NCBI's taxonomy places the organism in Eukaryota, Metazoa, Chordata, Amphibia, Anura, Bufonidae. The coding region runs from base 5303 to 6364 and encodes 353 amino acids. The transcript has 6 exons.